This is a messenger RNA of Spinacia oleracea (spinach), 1693 nucleotides long. RefSeq names its product F-box/kelch-repeat protein At3g06240-like. Gene Ontology annotation, molecular function: protein binding. Bases 328 to 1479 code for a protein of 383 amino acids. The record is from RefSeq and is a predicted model, not a curated record. Lineage: Eukaryota; Viridiplantae; Streptophyta; Magnoliopsida; Caryophyllales; Amaranthaceae. The transcript is spliced from 2 exons.
UACCACUACCAGUGUACGACUGUACCACUUCCUGAAGAAAAUCCCCAAAUUCCCACACAAACCCUAAGGUACUCAAUCAACAAUUCGACAAGCUCUCGCUAUCUCUUAUUCAAUUUGCAUCGUGUAAUCGCCGGCCACCGAAAUCUCUCCGCCGCGUCGUUGGGUAGCAACCGCCACCGCCCAUCAAUAUUCUUUCUUCAGAAGCUCCUUUUCAAUUACCAUCACUUCUCCCUAUCUUAAGUCUUAUUCUGCUAGUAUCAUCUGCGCUGCUCGCCUGUCCCGUUGACAUUCCUACAAGUAGUAGUGGCAGCAAAGCACUGCAAACCCAUGACUACUAUGAAACAAAACAAAUAUGAAGAGAGCUCAUUAUUGAUGGGGUUAUCUGAAGAUCUUUUCCUUGAAAUCCUACUUCGACUACCCCUAAAAUCAUUAGGAAGGUUCAAAUCAGUUUGUAAAUCAUGGCUUUCCGUAAUAUCAAACCCAGAAUUUGCCAGAUUACAUCUCCAAUCUUCGAACCUUGCCACUAGUAAUCCACGCUCAAUGCUUACUUUACAAAAGCAUAAUAUGGUAUCUUUGUUCAAGUUUAAAAGUUCUACCGAUAUCACCAAGGGCGUGGACUUAAUCCCAUUGAACCAACAAUUUGUUGAUGUUUUUCUUGGUGGUUCCUGUUUUAUUGUUGGGUCGUGUGACGGCAUUGUGUGUCUUUACAUUAAGAGCCAGGAGAAAUGUGGUGAAGAUUUGUUGCAUCUCUGGAACCCUACUACCAACGAAAACAAACAAAUUUCAUUACCUGGAGAUCAGGGUUUAACUUAUGUUCAUGUCGACUCAAGCUGGUUCGGUUAUAUUCCCUCUCUAAAAGACUACAUGAUCUUCUUGGUGAAUACAAAUAUUCGGGGUAAGCCGGCCUUUGUAAAGCGCAUGUAUAUAUACUCAUUUCGGAAUCCCAAAUGGAGAGAAUUACAUGUUACUCAUGAAGAUUUGUCUUUUGCGUUGGGGUCUAACUCGAUAUUCAUGAAUGAAGCUUUGCAUUGCCUUGUUGGUCGCAAAUUCAUACAUAAAUUUGAUUUGGUUGCAGAAACCUUCGAAAGAGUACCCUUCUCAAUUAAGCUUGAUCUACUUCCAAAACCCCAUCAGAUAAUGCUUGAUGUUAUUGGAGAAAAAAACGGUUUAUGUGCUAGGUUCAUGCAUCGCUCUGAGAUAGGGGAAUGGAUGUUUGAGUUAUGGAUGCUCGAGGAAUAUAACAAGUGGAAUUCUUGGAAAAAGUUGUACAGAAUUGACUUGAAGAAGGAGAUCGCCAGAAAUAUCACCAGACUUUUAGGGUUCACAUACAAUGGCAAUCUUUUCAUUCGAGAAAAAAAUGCACUUACGGUCAUUGACCCAAGUCAAAAUCCCCAUUUACCUAUCAUUGUUUGCAGAGCAACGGUUUUCACGGUGACCGAUUAUGUGGAGAGUCUUAUUUCUCCUUUUUAUUUUGCUUAAUGUAAUUCCAAGGUUCAACAUAAUAGGUUAUUAGGGCUAAUCACAAUAUAUAUAGUAUUGACUACUACUUUUAUGUACAUUGUGAUCAAUAUUACUUUUACGGGAUCUUUAAUUUCUUCAAGCUGUAAAAUUUUGCAGAGGUUGAAAUGUUGAAUAUGCUCUGGUAUAUUAUGGAAUAUCAAAGCCAAAUUGUGCUGCAAAAGCUUAUCUUUUA